AAACCAUUUCUAUCAGUGGGCUGGAAAUUUGGUGAUAAAGAUAUAAUCCUUUUCAAUGUUAACAACUUCACUACCCCAGACUAUGAAGGCAGGAUCACCCUCUUUGUGUCUACUGGAUCUCUGGAGCUCAGAAAUCUGUUUCUAAAUGACAGCGGAGAAUACAGCGUUUACAUUUUACCAUAUGGAGAGCGACCGGAGGAGGGAACCACAAGACUCAAUGUAUAUGUGCCAGUUUUCAGUGUGGUGGUAACUGCCAACAACACAGACUUGGUGGAGUUCAACAGCUCCGUCCGUCUGUCCUGCUCCGCCUCUGGAUCCUCGCUCUCUUUCCUCUGGCUGAACGGCAGCUCUGAGGUUACAGGAAGUGACAGAGUUCAGCUCGCUGAUGGAGGCGCCAAUCUCACUAUACUCAGUGUGACCCGGUACGACCAGGGACCAUUCAGGUGUCAUGUGUUCAAUCCUAUCAGUAAUGGCGCCAGUGACCCCAUAAACCUCUCUGUCAGCUACGGUCCUGAAAAAAUAGAUUUGAGAGUAUCUCCAUCACAAGAACACUAUGAUGAAGGGUCAGACAUUAGUCUGAUGUGCUCGGCUGUCUCCAGACCUGCUGCUCUGUUUCACUGGUUUCUGAAUGGAGACCUGCUGUCUGAUACUGGACCAGAGCUCAGACUGAUAAACAUUCAGGAGAGUCAGAGUGGAAACCACAGCUGUCAGGCUUUUAACAGCAUAACUCUGAGAUAUCAAACAUCUCAGCCGACAGUUGUCUCUGUACUGGAGAGAAUAUCAGGCGCUUCAAUCACGCCGUCAACAAAACUGCCGAUUGAGAGGAACUCAAUCAACUUAACCUGUGAUGCUGCUGGCUCUGUCUUAACCAGAAAGUGGAUGAAGGAUGGCAAAGAUCUGAUCACGACUAACGAAAUAAUACUCUACGACAAUAACAGAGUGCUGUCUUUUAACAGCCUGAAUAAAUUAGACAGUGGAGAAUAUUCCUGUACACUCAGCAACCCCUUCAGCAAC
Plectropomus leopardus (leopard coralgrouper) is the source of this 1014-nucleotide messenger RNA. Lineage: Eukaryota; Metazoa; Chordata; Actinopteri; Perciformes; Serranidae. The record is from RefSeq and is a predicted model, not a curated record.